Punica granatum (pomegranate) is the source of this 1387-nucleotide messenger RNA. NCBI's taxonomy places the organism in Eukaryota, Viridiplantae, Streptophyta, Magnoliopsida, Myrtales, Lythraceae. The record is from RefSeq and is a predicted model, not a curated record.
UCAUAUUUCAUUUUCUAUUUUCUCGUGAAUGUGAAAGAAGCUAAACCCAGAAAUUCCUCCUCAUCAUCAAAAGUUGCAGAAAAGGUCAAACGAAAAUGGCAUUUCCACUUCUCAGAGCAGUACCCAACACCUCUGCUGCCAUAGCAGCAUCUUCGAUCCCUGCAACCUUUGCCUUCUCUUCUUCCUAUUUCUCUUCGUCUUCGUCUCCAUCUUCCAAUUCAUUUCGAUUCGCAAAAACCCAUCUUUCCUCUUUCACGAAUCCACCAAGGGCCCCCCGCCAUUUCCACCUCGUCCAGAGCUUCGCCCAGUCUCCCUCAGCUCUGCCCAUGGAAGCUCCCACAUCCCAGCAGAAUGGUGGGGUUUUGCCGGAGCUACUUACUGAGUUUAUGGUGGAUAUGAAGUGCGAGGGAUGCGUUAACUCGGUCAAGAAUAAGUUGCUGACUGUUGAUGGGGUGAAGAACAUUGAGUCGGAUUUGACAAAUCAGGUUGUGCGAGUUUUGGGUACUUCCCCUGUGAAAGUUCUGACAGAAGCAUUGGAGCAGACCGGCUGCAGAGCCCGUCUGAUAGGCCAAGGGGUACCUGAAGAUUUCUUAAUUUCUGCUGCUGUCGUUGAGUUCAAAGGCCCUGAUAUUUUCGGCGUAGUUCGAUUUGCUCAAUUGAACAUGGAAUUGGUACGGAUUGAGGCCAACUUUAGUGGACUCUCUCCUGGAGCACAUGGUUGGUCCAUCAAUGAGUUUGGUGAUCUGACAAGAGGCGCAGCUAGCACUGGGGAUGUCUUCAAUCCUGAGGCUGAAGGGACCAUGGAGACGUUCCUGUGCUGCCACAUUGGACAUGUGACACAUCUUUUAGUGAUGUUUGAAGCCAAGGUGGUGCCACUUAGCAUGCGUCCAAACAAGGUCCAUCGGAUUGGCGACCUGGAAACAUUGGAAGCUGACAAGAAGGGCGAGGCCUUCUUCUCGGGUGUAAAAAAGAAUCUGAGGGUUGCUGAUCUGAUUGGGCGGUCGGUAGUUCUGUACCGAACCGAAGAUAAGUCGGAGGCAGGCAUUGAAGCUGCUGUAAUAGCAAGAAGUGCUGGUGUAGGUGAGAACUACAAGAAGCUCUGCACAUGUGACGGGACAAUCAUAUGGGAGUCUAGCAGUAAUGAUUUUGUCACUGCAAAUGUUUGAUUGCUCUAGCCCUAUUGAAAAUGGCAGAAUUUUCACGUCAUGUCAUCAGAUUUGUACAACUAAUUUGUAAGCCGCGUGUGCUCGAAAUUAUUGGCAACACUAUACACUGAUUGAAGAGCUUUUCUUCUGUCGUUCAAAGUGUCGGAUCUUAAGGCUGCUGGUUGCUCAUGUAGGGCCUUCACCUGAUUAAAAGAUUUCGGCGAUCAUGACUGUUUUCAUCA